UUUCCUAAGACAAUGGUCCCGCUGAUCAGACGCUAAUGUGGGGCUCGUGACCAGUGAAUGACCAUCUGAGUUUACCGUCUCAGCAGUUGGACAAGUCUUAAUCAAUCUGCAAGACGUCUCCUUGAGGUAGGGAGUUUGUCAAGGAACUGGAUACACAGAGGUACACUAUUGGAAUAGCUUGUUUUCGUUUUGUUUUGUUAAAACAAAACAAACAAAUGUAAAAACUGCCUUCCAUCACAGACACCACCAGAGAGUUGCAGACUGGACCGGUAAAGAACGAGAGUAGAAAAAGAGCAGACAAGUCAUGCUUUGCUUCAGCGGGCAGAAGGAGGAAGUGCGUUUCGUCAGUUCUUCCUCAGAAGACGAGAUUGCGUCGUCGUGACAGGCAGCAAAAUGAAAUGAGAUGAGAAGUCAGAAACAAAAAAAAAAAAGAACUGGAAUGUCUGUUUACUGAUGUUUACAACGGUUGUAUCAUUGUGAUCAUUAGAUUCCUGCAACACUCAUUGCAUUCCGCAGGACGGAUGAUAUAACCCAAACACUUACCUUUUAGAUCUACUGAUCUCAAGUCGGGGUAGCUCGAUGCUGAUUCCGCGGCAGAGCUGCCCUCUGUUUGCACUAGUGUUGAUGCCAGUGAGAGAGAUUUCUGUCUCUGCCUUUGAAUGUGGAGCCAAAACAAACGACAAAGGAAUUCUGGGAAUACCACUGAACCUUUGGGAAUGUAACUGGGAAUAACCUGUGAUGGGUCUGGAUUUACCACUGGGAUAAACUGGGAGCGACACACUGAGAACACUGGAAUCUACAUAUUACAGGGAAUACUAUGGAACACUGAGAACACCUGUAUUGGAAGUAUUCUGUAAUGAACUGUCUUUGCAUCGGAAUUCUUAAACAUCUGGAACACUUUCAUUGAACUGGAAUUCUCAGACUAACUGGAAAAGCUAUCAUAUCCAACUUUUUCAACACAGUUAAUUUAAAAUUAUAUAAAACAAAACAAAACAAAAACUAAUUCUCCGACUCUACUGAUCGGCCUGCAAUUACAUCGACCAAGAUUACAACUAGACUGAUCUACGAGGACAACUGUAAGAAAAAAGACUGUCUGAAAACUGGCAUCGUGUCUAAUCUGACCCGGACGCACAAACAGGCUACGUAGCAUUAUGGCAGGAAAAGAUUAUCACCACCUCUUCAAAUUGCUCAUCAUCGGUGAUUCAAAUGUCGGGAAAAGUAGCCUGCUCCUGCGAUUUGCUGAUAACUCCUUCUCCGGUAGUUACAUAACCACAAUAGGAGUGGACUUUAAGAUAAGGACAGUGGACAUCAAUGGAGAGAGAGUCAAACUGCAGAUAUGGGACACGGCAGGACAGGAGAGAUUCAGGACUAUUACCUCCACGUAUUACAGAAACACUCAUGGAGUCAUCAUCGUCUACGACGUCACAAAUCCAGAGUCUUUUGUCAACGUAAAGAGGUGGUUGAACGAGAUUUCCCAGAACUGUGACAGCGUCUGUAAAAUUCUGGUGGGAAACAAAAACGAUGAUCCCUCCAAGAAACAAGUGGACACUGAAGAUGCCCUGCGCUUUGGAGAGUCGGUCGGCGUCAGGGUCUUUGAGACAAGUGCCAAAGAAAACAUCAACGUGGAGGAGAUGUUUAUGGCGUUCACACACAUGGUUCUACGAGCAAAGAAACAGAGUCAGAAUCGCGCGGAAAGAGAGAGAGAACGAGAGAGGGACACAGUUCACAUCAACUCCCACCGGGACCGAGAGAGGAGGAAGAAAGGAAAGAAGUGCUGCUGAGACAGACAGAGAGAGAGAGAGAGAGGGAGAGGGAAUGCAAUGGAGCUCAUGUCACUGUAAAUCAGAAUGGAUUAAAAACGAGAGAAUGUGUUUAUCUCUAACUGUGCACUGAGAAGACAUAAGAGGCACAUGGGAAAGAGAAGUCACUGUUAAGUGCUGAUUAUUUUACCCUUAGUGUUUCUUUUCCUGUGUAAUUUUAUUAACUAAAGGGAAAUGUCGCCCCCACCUUCAUUAUACUGAAACUGUUAUUAAAAAGCUAAUCGGACAGAGACACUAACAGGUUUGGAGUGUUCUGCUGUGAUUAGAGUGGAGAAAAAAAAAUGUCAGUUUUAUGUCAGAUUUAAAAGAA
Molecule: messenger RNA, 2130 nt
Organism: Chanos chanos (milkfish)
Lineage: Eukaryota; Metazoa; Chordata; Actinopteri; Gonorynchiformes; Chanidae
Product: ras-related protein Rab-35
Exons: 7
Coding region: 1152-1781 (209 amino acids)
Molecular function (GO): GTP binding; GTPase activity
Source: RefSeq, a predicted model, not a curated record